Messenger RNA from Pocillopora verrucosa, 2587 nucleotides. The record is from RefSeq and is a predicted model, not a curated record. Lineage: Eukaryota; Metazoa; Cnidaria; Anthozoa; Scleractinia; Pocilloporidae.
CCCUGGGAACGAGGUCGCAGGCGGAAGUAUCAAACUUGUCCAAGUUUGACUACGAAAAGGGGCGGUGGAAUUCUCCCAUGAAGUGAUUUCUUGAUUCUCUUCAUCUUUGGGCCGUGAUCAUGUCGGUUGGAGUUUCGAUGUGUAGGUUUAGAAAGCAGUUGCCAAAGGGACAUGGAAAAAUGACUAUCGGCAGUGGAUGCGUCGUCCAUCGAAAAUUCAAUUCCGACGGCUCGAAUUCGAAGGAGGACAUUUUCUUGGUCACCACAACGCAAGUCGUAACUAAGCAAGAGCUGCUCGCGAACAAUACGGGAAUAACAGCUGAAUUUCUCAACAAACGGGAGUCCUUUAGUUUGGAUUCCGCAGAAGUGUUCGACAUUCCUGAUCCUGUGCAUGGAGGAAUACUGGCAGGAAUGGAGAGCAGCGAAGCCAAGAGGAUGCAGCAAGAAUCGGCUCAAGUGUCGUUCAUCUUUAUACCCGUGCACAAAUUUGAUAGCAGAAAUGCGUUUGUUAAGAAAUUCAUCCCUUUUGUCACUUUCAGUCUGGAAAAGAAACGUCCCAUGCCCUCCAGGUCUCAAAGUGAUGAAAUCUUGCAGUCUUCCAUCGCAAGUAGAAAGGUGCUGUGCCAUGUUCUUUCCGACUCUGGCAGAGGAGACGGCUACUAUAACACCGAGCCAUACUGCCUCGAGUUUCGAGAUGAAACCAACGAUUUCACUCUAACUUCAGUAACUGACCGUGAUGGCGCAGCAGUUGAGAGUCAGAAGGAUCUCCACAGAGAGGAGAAACCAUGGGGAGCUCUCCUUAUGAACGAAGAAGGAGAAUUCGUGGGAAUGCUGGCUGUUGGAACCUCACAACAAAAGAAAUUGUAUCCCUUGUUCCUGCCGACGCUGGCCCAAGACAAUCAGUCUAGUGAAGGGAACCAAGAAGCUGUUAACCCAAAUUUAGAUCAGCCAUAUAGCCAAAAAGAACAACUCAAUCCAAACCUUGCAAAUUUGGACCAAAAGACAGGAAAUGGUUGUACUCCAGACAAAGAAAGAAUCAGUGAUUACAACAAAAAAUCACUUCUGUUGGUGGAUUUGCCAAAGUCAGCAGAUGCAUACCCUAGACAAGAUGAAAUGCCAGUUUCCAGUAAUUUACCCUCAUCUACAAAAGAAUUUGCCACAUUUGAUGAUCAAUAUGAUCAUGAUCCAAUGGAUAUCCAAGACUCAAAACCCUCCUCUUGGGUGGUGAAUAUAAAUGCUCACCAACAGGGUAGACAAAACAUUGCAACUCAACAUUCCUAUCAAAGUGCAUCAUUUUCAUCUGUACGAGGCUGUGGUGUUCGUGAGACCCCAAGUUUGCCUCCUGAGAAGGACAGACCCCCUAGAAAUCGUUCUUCCAAUGGGCAGAGUCGCCAUGGUGACACUGAUCUGCCUUCUUUACCCAGAAGCCAGAGUGAUGUGUUUGGUCCAGAAACCCCUAAUCAAAGCCCACAUACAACUCGUCACAACACAAUUCCAAGAAAACAGCUAGAGCAUAUUCUGCCAGGGUCUUUUUUGAAGGACGAAAUUGUCAGUCGGCAAGAUGCCAUGGAUGUUCUUAUCCUUCAUCUGGACAGAUCAGUCUGUCUUGCUCCUGGGAUUCCAGACACUCAACGUUGGGAGCGUCUUGCUGACCAGUUAAAGGUACCAGACGAUGUAAAGAGUCAAUGUGCAAAUUUCUCUGGAAAGCUGAGCUCAAGUGAAUCAUUGUUUGAGCACUUAUGUGCAACACAAGACUUCCUUACAGUGAAACAGGUCAAAAGCUGCCUCAAGAAUCUGGGUCGAAAUGAUGUUGUUGCGGAGCUGGAGAAAAACAUUCACCUCAAAGACGAAAGUACAGUCACCGACCUUUAUGAAAAGCAUUCAGAAUCACUGUGUAAUAUAUGCAUGAAACUUGACGACAAGCGAAGCAUAAGGAAUUGGUCCCAUUUUGGAAUUGCGCUUGGCAUCAAAUCAAGAACCCUAAAAAGAUUGAGAGACCCCUCUGGAGACAGUCCAAGUGAGUUGGUCCUGAAAAUGAUCCAAACAAGAAAACCGCGUCUUCCGUUGGAGAAACUGGUUGCGGUUAUCAACUUACCGGGCGUAACUAAAGCACUGGCUAGUUUUCCAGGUAACAGCACUAUCGAAACAUUGCUUGGUAACAUGGACGCCAUGGAAAACGUAACGACAUUGUUGGAUCCUGAUAGAAAGUGGCAACGCGUUGGUCAGCAUUAUAACAUCGACCAGAGAAUCCUUGAUAACUUAAAGCCAGGUGAUUUCCAGAGUCCAACAAAAACCAUGUUGGAAUACAUUGUUAAAAGAGAACCAACCGCGACUGUGGAUACCUUCCUGAGGUCUCUACUGAACAUAAAUCGCUCCGAUGUUAUAGAGGACCUAAAGGAGAUUUUUUAUGCGGAUGACAUUGAGAGAAUACUGCGGGCGGGAGGACCUGUACCUGUACCUGUAUAAUUUGGCAGAGAGGUGGAACUAGUGGCUUUUCAAAUCUUCAAAGUUGGAAACAAGACUGGUUUUGAAAACAAUCAAGUUCUGCGUAUAUUCUUAGUACAAUGACAGAUUUUAUGACAGAUUUU